Panthera uncia (snow leopard) is the source of this 1110-nucleotide messenger RNA. It is a transcript of the gene KCNJ13, whose product is annotated as potassium inwardly rectifying channel subfamily J member 13. The transcript is spliced from 2 exons. The record is from RefSeq and is a predicted model, not a curated record. NCBI's taxonomy places the organism in Eukaryota, Metazoa, Chordata, Mammalia, Carnivora, Felidae. Gene Ontology annotation, molecular function: inward rectifier potassium channel activity. Gene Ontology annotation, cellular component: plasma membrane. Gene Ontology annotation, biological process: potassium ion import across plasma membrane; regulation of monoatomic ion transmembrane transport. Bases 1 to 1083 code for a protein of 360 amino acids.
AUGGAUGGCAGUAAUUGCAAAGCUACUGCUCCUCUCCUAACUCAGAGGUACCGGAGGAUGGUCACCAAGGACGGCCACAGCACACUGCAAAUGGAUGGUGCCCAAAGAGGUCUUGUAUAUCUUCGAGAUGCUUGGGGAAUCCUAAUGGACAUGCGCUGGCGCUGGAUGAUGUUGGUCUUUUCUGCUUCUUUUGUUGUCCACUGGCUUGUCUUUGCAGUGCUCUGGUAUGUUCUAGCGGAGAUGAAUGGUGAUCUGGAACUAGAUCAUGAUGCCCCACCUGAAAACCACACUAUCUGUGUGAAGUACAUCACCAGUUUCACAGCUGCAUUCUCCUUCUCCCUGGAAACACAACUCACAAUUGGCUAUGGUACCAUGUUCCCCAGUGGUGACUGUCCAAGUGCAAUCGCCUUGCUUGCCAUACAAAUGCUACUAGGCCUCAUGCUAGAGGCUUUUAUCACAGGUGCCUUUGUGGCGAAGAUUGCCCGGCCGAAAAAUCGAGCUUUCUCAAUUCGCUUUACAGACUUAGCAGUAGUAGCUCACAUAGAUGGCAAACCUAAUCUAAUUUUCCAAGUGGCCAACACUCGACCUAGCCCUCUAACCAGUGUCCGGGUCUCCGCUGUACUCUAUCAGGAAAGAGAAAACGGUGAACUCUACCAGACCAGUGUGGACUUCCACCUCGAUGGCAUCAAUUCUGAGGAAUGUCCAUUCUUUAUCUUUCCACUAACCUACUAUCACUCCAUUAUACCAUCAAGUCCUCUGGCUACUCUGCUCCAGCAUGAAAAUCCUCCGCACUUUGAAUUAGUUGUAUUCCUCUCAGCAAUGCAGGAAGGGACUGGAGAAAUAUGCCAAAGGAGGACAUCCUACCUACCCUCCGAAAUCAUGUUACAUCACUGUUUUGCAUCUCUGUUGACCCGGGGUUCCAAAGGUGAAUACCAAAUCAAGAUGGAGAAUUUUGACAAGACUGUUCCUGAACUUCCUACUCCUGUGGUCUCCAAGAGCCCAAACAGGACUGACCUGGACAUCCGUAUCAAUGGACAAAGCAUGGACAAUUUUCAGAUCUCUGAAACAGGACUGACAGAAUAAGAUGUAUCCACGGCACCCUAUUUUUUA